GAGGCGAGCAGUCCGAAGGACUCGGCAGGACAGCGAGCUGGUGGCUGCCGGCAGCGCCGAGCGAACCAGCGAACGAGGCCGGGCCAUGGGGCAGCGGGCAGUGGGCUCGCUGCUGCUGGGGCUGCUGCUGCACGCGCGGCUGCUAGCGGUGGCACUCGGGCUGAGGGCCUACGAUGGCCUUUCCCUCCCUGAGGACACAGAGACUGUCACAGCGGGCCGGUAUGGCUGGACCUAUUCAUACCUCUCUGACGAUGAGGACCUGCUGGCUGAUGACGCAUCAGGAGAUGGCCUUGGCAGCGGAGACCCUGGCAGCGGGGAGUUCCAGAUGGUCUAUUUCCGGGCUCUGGUAAAUUUUACUCGGUCCAUUGAGUACAGCCCCCAGCUGGAGGAUGCAAGGGCCAAGGAGUUCCGAGAGGUUUCGGAGGCUGUGGUAGACAAGCUGGAGUCCGAGUACUUGAAGAUCCCUGGAGACCAGGUUGUCAGUGUGGUGUUCAUCAAGGAACUGGAUGGCUGGGUCUUUGUUGAACUGGAUGUUGGCUCCGAAGGGAAUGCGGAUGGAUCUCAGAUUCAAGAGGUGCUACAUACGGUGGUCUCCAGUGGCUCCAUCGGCCCCUAUGUCACCUCCCCCUGGGGGUUCAAGUUCCGACGCCUGGGCACAGUGCCUCAUUUCCCAAGAGUCUGCACGGAGACAGAGUUUGCUUGCCACAGCUAUAAUGAGUGCGUGGCUCUGGAGUAUCGCUGUGACCGGAGGCCUGACUGCAGGGACAUGUCCGAUGAGCUCAACUGUGAGGAGGCAGUCCCCGAGCUCAGCUCCUUGCCACCUGCUGUGGUGAAGGUGCCGCUCUGGCCAGAGGCAGCCACAACACUUCCACCGCCAGUCACACAUGGACCUCAGUUUCUGUUACCUGGUGUUCCUGGACCUGGUGUUCCUGGGGCCUGUGGGCCCCAGGAGGCCUCGUGCCACAGUGGGCACUGCAUCCCCCGAGACUACCUCUGUGAUGGGCAGGAAGACUGCAAGGAUGGCAGCGACGAACUGGGCUGUGAGCCCCCUCCACCCUGUGAGCCUAAUGAGUUCGCCUGUGAAAAUGGACACUGUGCUCUCAAGCUGUGGCGAUGUGACGGUGACUUUGACUGUGAGGAUCGGUCAGACGAGGCCAACUGUCCUGUCAAGCAACCUGGGGACGUAUGUGGGCCCACACACUUCCAGUGUGUCUCCACCAACCGUUGCAUCCCGGCCAGCUUCCACUGUGACGAGGAAUCCGACUGUCCCGACCGCAGCGAUGAGUUUGGCUGCAUGCCUCCCCAGGUGGUGACACCUCCCCAGCAGUCCAUCCAGGCUUCCCGGGGCCAGACAGUGACUUUCACCUGCGUAGCCACUGGUGUCCCCACACCCAUCAUCAACUGGAGGCUCAACUGGGGCCACAUCCCUGUUAAUCCCAGGGUGACAAUGACCAGCGAGGGUGGGCGUGGCACGCUGAUCAUCCGGGAUGUGAAGGAGGCAGACCAGGGCGCCUACACCUGUGAGGCCAUGAACUCACGUGGCAUGGUGUUCGGCAUUCCGGAUGGCGUGCUGGAGCUCGUCCCGCAGCGAGGGCCCUGCCCCGAUGGGCACUUCUACCUGGAGGACAGUGCCUCCUGCCUGCCCUGCUUCUGCUUUGGAGUAACCAACGUGUGUCAGAGCAGCCUGCGCUUCCGGGACCAGAUCCGGCUGAGCUUCGACCAGCCCAAUGACUUCAAGGGUGUGAAUGUGACGAUGCCCUCGCAGCCUGGGGUGCCGCCCCUCUCCUCCACCCAGCUGCAGAUAGACCCUGCCCUGCAGGAGUUCCAGCUGGUUGACCUGUCCCGCCGCUUCCUUGUCCACGAUGCUUUCUGGGCCCUACCCAAGCAGUUUCUAGGCAACAAGGUGGACUCCUAUGGUGGCUUCCUGCGCUACAAGGUGCGCUAUGAGCUGGCCCGAGGCAUGCUGGAGCCGGUGCAGAAACCAGACGUGAUCCUUGUGGGUGCGGGGUACCGCCUCCACUCUCGAGGCCACACCCCCACCCAGCCCGGAACUCUGAACCAGCGCCAGGUCCAGCUCUCAGAGGAACACUGGGUACAUGAGUCUGGCCGGCCUGUCCAGCGGGCUGAGAUGCUACAGAUCCUGGCGAGCCUUGAGGGUGUCCUGCUGCAGACAGUGUAUAACACCAAGAUGACCAGUGUGGGGCUGAGUGACGUUGUCAUGGACACCACUGUCACCCAUACCACCAUCCAUGGCCGUGCUCACAGUGUGGAGGAGUGCAGAUGCCCCAUUGGCUAUUCUGGUUUGUCUUGCGAGAGCUGUGACGCCCACUUCACCCGAGUGCCUGGCGGGCCCUACCUGGGCACUUGCUCUGGCUGUAAUUGUAAUGGCCAUGCCAGCUCCUGUGACCCUGUCUAUGGCCACUGUCUGAACUGCCAGCACAACACGGAAGGACCUCAGUGUGACAAGUGUAAGCCUGGCUUCUUUGGAGAUGCCACACAGGCCACAGCCACUGCGUGCCGGCCCUGCCCCUGCCCAUACAUUGAUGCUUCCCGAAGGUUUUCAAACACUUGCUUCCUGGACACCGAUGGCCAAGCCACCUGUGACGCUUGUGCUCCAGGCUACACAGGCCGCCGUUGUGAGAGCUGUGCCCCUGGAUAUGAAGGCAACCCCAUCCAGCCAGGCGGGAAGUGCAGGCCUACCAACCAGGAAAUUGUGCGCUGCGAUGAGCGAGGGAGCCUGAGUACCACAGGAGAGGCUUGCCGGUGUAAGAACAAUGUCGUGGGGCGCUUGUGCAACGAGUGCUCGGACGGCUCUUUCCACCUGAGCAAGCAAAACCCCGACGGCUGCCUCAAGUGCUUCUGCAUGGGAGUCAGUCGCCAGUGCAGCAGCUCCUCCUGGAGCCGUGCCCAGGUGCUCGGGGCCUCGGAAGAGCCUUCUCAGUUCAGCCUGACCAACGCCGCCGGUACCCACACCACUGGCGAGGGGGUCUCAUCCCCCGCCCCUGGGGAGCUGCUAUUCUCUUCCUUCCAAAACCUCCUGUCUGAACCCUACUUCUGGAGUCUUCCUGCCAGCUUCCGAGGGGACAAGGUGACAUCCUACGGAGGAGAGCUGCGCUUCACCGUGACCCAGCGGCCCCGGCCCAGUUCUGCACCCCUGCACAGACAGCCAUUGGUGGUGUUGCAGGGCAACAACAUUGUGUUGGAGCAUCACACCUCCAGGGAGCCCAGCCCUGGCCAGCCCAGCAACUUCAUAGUGCCCUUCCAAGAGCAAGCAUGGCAGAGGCCUGAUGGGCAGACAGCCACACGGGAGCACCUGCUGAUGGCCCUGGCAGGCAUCGAUGCCCUCCUCAUCCAAGCGUCUUACACCCAGCAGCCAGCGGAGAGCAGGCUCUCUGGUAUCAGCAUGGAUGUGGCGGUGCCGGAGAACACCGGCCAGGACUCAGCCCGAGAAGUAGAACAGUGUACCUGCCCCCCUGGUUACCGCGGCCCUUCCUGCCAGGACUGUGACACGGGCUACACACGUGUGCCCAGCGGGCUCUACCUGGGCACCUGUGAGCGCUGUAACUGCCACGGCCACUCAGAGACCUGUGAGCCCGAGACAGGGGCGUGCCAGAGCUGCCAGCACCACACUGAGGGUGCCAGCUGUGAGCAGUGCCAGCCAGGGUACUAUGGGGAUGCCCAGCGGGGCACACCGCAGGACUGCCAGCCCUGCCCAUGCUACGGAGCCCCUGCUGCUGGCCAGGCUGUGCAUACUUGUUUCCUGGACACCGAUGGCCACCCAACCUGUGACUCGUGCUCACCAGGCCACAGCGGGCGUCACUGUGAGAGGUGUGCCCCAGGUUACCAUGGCAACCCCAGCCAGGGCCAGCCCUGCUACAGAGAUGAUGGUCAGGUGCCAGAGGUGCCAGGCUGUGGCUGUGACCCCCAUGGCAGCAUUAGCAGCCAGUGUGACGCAACUGGUCAGUGCCAAUGCAAGGCCCAGGUGGAAGGCCGUACUUGCAGCCAGUGCCGACCCCACCACUUCCAUCUGAGUGCCAGCAACCCGGAAGGCUGCCUGCCCUGUUUCUGCAUGGGUGUCACCCAGCAGUGUGCCAGCUCCUCUUACUCACGCCAGCUGAUCUCUACCCACUUUGCUCCUGGAGACUUCCAAGGCUUUGCUCUCGUGAACCCUCAGCGCAACAGCCAACUGACAGGGGGCUUCACCGUGGAACCCGUGCCUGAUGGGGCCCGGCUCUCUUUCAGCAACUUUGCCCACCUCGGCCAAGAGUCCUUCUACUGGCAGCUGCCAGAACCAUACCAAGGGGACAAGGUGGCAGCCUAUGGCGGGAAGCUACGCUAUACCCUCUCCUACACAUCCGGGCCACAGGGGAGCCCACUCUCAGAUCCUGAUAUCCAGAUCACGGGUAAUAACAUCAUGUUGGUAGCCUCUCAGCCUGCGCUACAGGGCCCAGAGAGGAGGAGCUAUGAGAUCAUCUUCCGAGAGGAGUUCUGGCGGCGGCCAGAUGGCCAACCCGCAACCCGGGAGCAUUUGCUCAUGGCCCUGGCGGAUCUGGAUGAACUUCUGAUUCGGGCCACAUUCUCCUCAGUGCCACGGGCAGCCAGUAUCAGUGCCGUGAGCCUAGAAGUGGCCCAGCCGGGGCCCUCCAGUGGACCCCGAGCCCUCGAGGUGGAAGAGUGCCGCUGCCCCCCAGGCUAUGUUGGCUUGUCCUGCCAGGACUGUGCCCCAGGCUACACGCGCACCGGGAGCGGACUGUACCUUGGCCACUGCGAGUUGUGUGAAUGCAAUGGCCACUCCGACGUGUGUCACCCCGAGACUGGAGCCUGUUCGCGGUGUCAGCACAACACAGCCGGUGAGUUCUGUGAGCUGUGUGCAACUGGCUACUAUGGAGACGCCACGGCUGGCACACCUGAGGACUGCCAGCCCUGCGCCUGCCCGCUGACCAACCCAGAGAACAUGUUCUCCCGCACCUGUGAGAGCCUUGGAGCUGGAGGGUACCGCUGCACCGCCUGUGAACCUGGCUACACCGGGCAGUACUGUGAGCAGUGUGCCCCAGGCUAUGAGGGUAACCCCAAUGUACAAGGAGGCCGGUGCCAGCCGCUGACAAAAGAGUCCCUGGAGGUUCAGAUCCAUCCCUCUCGGAGCGUGGUUCCCCAGGGCGGCCCACACUCGCUGAGGUGCCAGGUUAAUGGGAGCCCACCGCACUACUUCUACUGGUCCCGAGAAGACGGGCGGCCCUUGCCCAGUGGUGCUCAACAGCGACAUCAAGGCUCUGAGCUCCACUUCCCCAGCGUGCAGCCCUCCGACGCCGGCGUCUACAUCUGCACCUGCCGCAACCUGAUUCACACCAGCAACAGCAGGGCCGAGCUACUGGUCGCUGAGGCUCCCAGCAAGCCCAUCACGGUGACAGUGGAGGAGCAGCGCAGCCAGAGUGUGCGGCCUGGAGCUGACGUCACCUUCAUCUGCACGGCCAAGAGCAAAUCCCCAGCCUACACCCUGGUAUGGACCCGUCUGCACAACGGGAAGCUGCCAUCCCGCGCUAUGGACUUCAACGGCAUCCUGACCAUUCGCAACGUGCAGCCAAGUGAUGCGGGCACCUACGUGUGUACCGGCUCCAACAUGUUCGCCAUGGACCAGGGCACCGCCACGCUGCAUGUUCAGGUCUCAGGCACCUCCGCUGCCCCUGUGGCUUCCAUACACCCGCCGCAGCUCACUGUGCAGCCGGGACAACAGGCUGAGUUCCGCUGUAGCGCCACAGGGAACCCCACCCCCAAUCUGGAAUGGAUAGGGGGUCCUAGUGGCCAGCUUCCUGCAAAGGCUCAGAUCCACCUCGGCAUCCUGCGCCUGCCAGCCAUCGAACCCUCGGAUCAGGGCCAGUACCUGUGCCGCGCCGUCAGCAGUGCUGGGCAGCAUGUGGCCAGGGCCAUGCUUCAAGUGCACGGGGGCAGUGGACCCAGGGUCCAGGUGAGCCCCGAGAGGACCCAGGUGUAUGAGGGUCGCACGGUGAGGCUGUAUUGCAGGGCAGCAGGGGUACCCAGUGCCAGCAUCACCUGGAGGAAGGAGGGAGGCAGCCUGCCCCCACAGGCCCGGUCAGAGAACACGGACAUCCCCACCCUGCUCAUCCCGGCCAUUACAACCGCUGAUGCUGGCUUCUACCUCUGUGUGGCCACCAGCCCCACGGGCACUGCCCAGGCCCGCAUCCAGGUGGUCGUCCUCUCAGCUUCGGGUGCCAGCUCAGUGCCAGUCAGGAUCGAAUCCUCAUCGCCGUCCGUGACCGAAGGACAGACACUAGACCUCAACUGUGCGGUGAUGGGGUUGACCUAUACCCAGGUCACAUGGUACAAGCGAGGGGGCAGCCUGCCUCCCCAUGCCCAGGUCCACGGCUCCCGGCUGCGGCUCCCCCAGGUCUCACCAGCGGAUUCUGGAGAAUAUGUGUGCCGAGUGGAGAGUGACUCGGGCCCUAAGGAGGCUUCCAUUGUUGUCUCUGUCCUUCACAGCCCCCAUUCAGGCCCCAGCUACACCCCAGCCACCGGCAGCACCCCACCCAUCCGCAUUGAAUCCUCCUCCUCCCACGUGGCCGAAGGACAAACCCUAGAUCUGAACUGCGUGGUGCCCGGGCAGGCACAGGUGACGUGGCGCAAACGUGGAGGCAGCCUUCCCGCCCGGCACCAGACCCAUGGUGCCCUGCUGAGACUACACCAGGUGUCCCCUGCUGACUCAGGCGAGUAUGUGUGCCACGUCGUCCUGGGCUCUGAGCACAUAGAAACCUCUGUCCUGGUCACCAUCGAACCAGCUGAGUCCAUGCCUGCCCCUAGACCUGUUCCUCCUGUCAGAAUUGAGUCCUCAUCCUCCACUGUGACUGAGGGUCAGACGCUGGAUCUCUACUGUGUGGUGCCAGGACAGGCCCACGCACAGGUCACAUGGUACAAGCGAGGGGGCAGCCUGCCUGCUCGGCAUCAGGUCCGCGGCUCCCGCCUGCACAUCUUCCAGGCCUCCAUAGAGGAUGCUGGAGAGUAUGUUUGCAGGGCAGGCAAUGGGCAGGAAGCCACCAUCACAGUCACUGUCACGAAGAGCCCAGGGGCCAACUUUGCCCACCCCCCGGGUAGCACGUCAGCCAUUCGCAUUGAGUCAUCUUCCUCUCACGUGGCUGAGGGCCAGACCCUGGAUCUAAAUUGUGUGGUGCAAGGACAGCCCCAUGCCCAGGUCACGUGGCUCAAGAGAGGAGGCAGCCUGCCCGCCAGGCACCAGACCCAUGGCUCCCUGCUGCGACUGCACCAGGUGUCUCCAGUUGACUCAGGAGAAUACGUGUGCCGAGUGGAGGGAGGGCCCGUGCCUCUGGAGAGUUCUGUACUGGUUUCCAUUGAGCCUGCGGGCGCUGUGCCUGCACUCGGGGUCACCCCGGCAGUCCGAAUCGAGUCAUCUUCCUCCCACGUGUCGGAAGGGCAGAGCCUGGAUCUGAACUGCCUUGUGGCUGGGCAGACUCACCCCCAGAUCUCCUGGCACAAGCGUGGGGGCAGCCUUCCUGUCCGGCAUCAGGUACAUGGCUCAAGGCUGAGACUGCUCCAGGUGACCCCAGCUGAUUCUGGAGAGUAUGUGUGCCGAGUCCUCAGUGGCUCGGGCACCCAUGAAGCUUCUGUCCUUGUCACCAUCCAGCAGCACCUCAGCCCCUCCCACUCCCAGAGCGUGGUACACCCCGUGCGCAUCGAAUCCUCGUCACCUUCGCUGGCCAAUGGGCACACUCUGGACCUGAACUGCCUGGUUGCCAGCCUCACCCCUCACACCAUCACCUGGUAUAAGCGUGGAGGCAGCUUACCCAGCCGGCAUCAGAUUGUGGGCUCCCGCCUCCGGAUCCCUCAAGUGACCCCAGCAGACUCCGGAGAGUACGUGUGUCACGUCAGUAACGGCGCUGGCUCCCAGGAGACUUCUCUCAUCGUUACCAUUGAGAGCAGAGGGCCAUCCCAUGUGCCCAGUGUCUCCCCACCCAUGAGGAUUGAGACCUCAUCUCCCACAGUGACAGAAGGACAGACCCUGGAUCUGAACUGUGUGGUGGUCGGGCGGCCCCAGGCCACCAUCACAUGGUACAAGCGUGGAGGCAGCCUGCCAGUCCGACACCAGGCCCAUGGCUCUCGACUACGGCUACACCAGAUGUCCGUGGCUGACUCCGGCGAGUAUGUGUGCCGAGCCAACAACAACAUUGACGCCCAGGAGACCUCCAUCAUGGUCUCUGUCUCCCCCAGCACCAAUAGCCCUCCUGCCCCCGCCAGCCCUGCACCCAUCAGAAUCGAGUCUUCCUCUUCACAUGUGGCUGAGGGACAGACCCUGGAUCUGAACUGUGUGGUCCCCGGUCAGGCCCACGCCCAAGUCACCUGGCACAAGCGAGGGGGUAGCCUGCCCACUCAUCAUCAGACCCACGGCUCAAGGCUGCGGCUAUACCAGGUGUCCCCAGCGGACUCCGGUGAAUAUGUGUGCAGCGUUCUGAGCAGCUCUGGACCUCUGGAGGCUUCCGUCCUGGUCUCCAUUACAGCUGCCUCUAAUGUCCACGCCCCUGGUGGAGUCCCGCCCAUCCGCAUCGAGACCUCCUCCUCCCGAGUGGCUGAGGGGCAGACCCUGGAUCUAAGCUGUGUGGUUCCCGGGCAGGCCCAUGCCCAGGUCACCUGGCACAAACGUGGAGGCAGCCUGCCCGCCGGGCACCAGGUCCAUGGCCACAUACUGAGGCUGAAUCGUGUGUCCCCAGCGGACGCUGGCGAGUACUCAUGCCAAGUGACUAGCAGCUCAGGUACCCUGGAGGCUUCUGUCCUCGUCACCAUCGAGGCCUCUGAACCCAGCCCUAUCCCUGCCCCGGGACUGGCCCAGCCCAUCUAUAUAGAGUCCUCCUCCUCCCAUUUCGCUGAAGGGCAGACUGUGGAUCUGAAAUGCGUGGUGCCAGGGCAAGCCCAUGCCCAGGUCACGUGGCACAAACGAGGGAGCAGCCUGCCUGCCCAACACCAGACUCAUGGCUCCCUGCUGAGGCUCUACCACGUCUCCCCUGCUGACUCCGGCGAGUAUGUGUGCCAAGUGGCUGGUAGCUCCCACCCCGAGCACGAGGCUUCCUUCAAGAUCACAGUAACCACCAGUGCAGGGUCUUCCUACCGCCUCAGAAGCCCUGUCAUCUCCAUUGAGCCACCCAGCAGCACGGUACGACAGGGCCAAGAUGCCAGUUUCAAGUGUCUUAUCCACGAGGGAGCAACGCCCAUCAGCCUUGAGUGGAAGAUUCGGAACCAAGAACUGGAGGACAACGUCCACAUCAGCCCCAACGGCUCCAUCAUCACCAUCGUGGGCACCCGGCCCAGCAACCAUGGAGCCUAUCGCUGCGUGGCUUCCAAUGCCUAUGGUGUGGCCCAGAGUGUCGUCAAUCUCAGUGUGCAUGGGCCCCCUACGGUGUCUGUGCUCCCUGAGGGUCCUGUGCAUGUGAAGAUGGGGAAGGACAUCACCCUGGAGUGCAUCAGUUCUGGGGAACCUCGCUCCUCCCCGCAUUGGACCCGACUCGGCAUCCCUGUCAAGUUGGAGCCGCGGCUGUUUGGGCUCAUGAACAGCCACGCGAUGCUGAAGAUCGCAUCAGCGAAACCAUCAGACGCAGGCACCUAUGUCUGCCAAGCCCAGAAUGCUCUAGGCACAGCCCAGAAGCAGGUGGAGUUGAUUGUCGAUGCUGGCACAGUGGCCCCAGGUUCUCCCCAGGUCCGAGUUGAAGAAGCGGAGAUGACCUUGGAGGCUGGACACACGGCCACUCUACACUGCUCGGCCACAGGCAACCCCCCGCCCACCAUCCACUGGUCCAAGUUGCGUGCCCCACUGCCCUGGCAGCACCGGAUAGAAGGCAACACACUGGUCAUUCCCCGGGUGGCCCAGCAGGACUCAGGACAGUACAUCUGUAAUGCCACCAACUCUGCUGGGCAUGCUGAAGCCACCGUCGUCCUGCACGUGGAGAGUCCUCCAUAUGCCACCGUAAUUCCAGAACACACCUCAGUGCAAUCAGGGAAACUGGUUCAGCUGCAAUGUCUGGCUCACGGUACGCCCCCACUCACCUACCAGUGGAGCCUCGUGGGUGGCGUCCUCCCUGAGAAGGCUGUUGCCAGGAACCAGCUACUGCACCUGGAGCCCACGGGCCCUGCAGACUCUGGCCGCUACCGCUGCCAGGUCUCCAACAGGGUGGGCUCUGCAGAGGCCUUUGCUCAAGUCCUGGUCCAAGGCUCCUCUGGAGAUCUCCCUGACACUUCCAUCCCGGUAGGAUCCACACCCACUGUGCAAGUCACUCCUCAGCUGGAGACCAGGAACAUAGGGGCCAGCGUUGAGUUCCACUGUGCUGUGCCCAGUGAGCGUGGCACCCACGUUCGUUGGCUCAAGGAGGGCGGUCAGCUGCCUCCUGGACACAGUGUACAAGACGGAGUCCUCCGAAUCCAGAACUUGGACCAGAGCUGCCAAGGGACAUAUGUUUGUCAGGCCCAUGGGCCUUGGGGACAAGGCCAGGCCACUGCCCAGCUUAUUGUGCAAGCCCUGCCCUCAGUGCUUAUCAACGUCCGCACCUCGGUGCACUCUGUGGUAGUCGGCCACUCUGUGGAGUUCGAGUGCUUGGCCCUGGGUGACCCUAAGCCUCAGGUGACAUGGAGCAAAGUUGGAGGGCGCCUACGGUCAGGCAUCGUGCAAAGCGGAAGCGUCAUCAGGAUUGCCCAUGUGGAGCUGGCUGAUGCAGGACAGUACCGCUGUGCAGCUACCAACGCAGCCGGCACCACCCAGUCCCACGUGCUGCUGCUGGUACAAGCCUUGCCCCAGAUCUCAACUCCCCCGGAGAUCCGAGUGCCUGCGGGUUCUGCCGCUGUCUUCCCGUGCAUGGCUUCAGGCUACCCAACGCCUGCCAUCUCCUGGAGCAAGGUGGAUGGUGACCUGCCACCCGACAGCCGUCUGGAGAACAAUAUGCUGAUGCUACCAUCAGUUCGCCCUGAGGAUGCCGGCACGUACGUGUGCACUGCCACCAACCGGCAGGGCAAGGUCAAAGCCUUCGCCUAUCUGCAGGUGCCAGAGAGAGUGGUACCCUACUUCACCCAGACACCCUACUCCUUCCUGCCACUUCCCACCAUCAAAGAUGCCUACAGGAAGUUUGAAAUCAAGAUCACCUUCCGGCCAGACUCUGCGGAUGGGAUGCUGCUGUACAACGGGCAGAAGCGGAUCCCAGGGAGUCCCACCAACCUAGCCAACAGACAACCGGAUUUCAUCUCCUUUGGCCUCGUGGGCGGAAGGCCUGAGUUCCGAUUUGAUGCGGGCUCUGGCAUGGCCACUAUCCGCCACCCCACACCUCUGGCCCUAGGCCAGUUCCACACUGUGACCCUGCUACGAAGCCUCACUCAAGGAUCUCUGAUUGUGGGCAAUUUGGCCCCUGUCAACGGGACCUCCCAGGGCAAGUUCCAAGGUUUAGACCUGAAUGAGGAGCUGUAUCUGGGUGGCUAUCCUGACUACGGGGCCAUCCCCAAGGCUGGGCUGAGUAGCGGCUUCGUAGGCUGUGUACGUGAGCUGCGCAUCCAAGGCGAGGAGAUUGUCUUCCAUGAUGUCAACCUCACAACACACGGCAUCUCCCACUGCCCUACUUGCCAGGACCGACCCUGCCAGAAUGGGGGCCAGUGCCACGAUUCUGAGAGCAGCAGCUACACGUGCGUCUGCCCUGCUGGUUUCACCGGCAGCCGCUGUGAGCAUUCGCAAGCCCUGCACUGCCACCCAGAGGCCUGUGGGCCCGACGCCACCUGUGUGAACCGGCCAGACGGUCGAGGCUACACCUGUCGCUGCCACCUGGGCCGCUCAGGGGUGAGGUGUGAAGAAGGUGUAACGGUGACCACCCCAUCGAUGUCUGGUGCUGGGUCCUACCUGGUACUCCCGGCUCUCACCAAUACGCACCAUGAGCUUCGCCUGGACGUAGAGUUCAAACCACUGGAACCCGAUGGGAUCUUACUGUUCAGUGGGGGCAAGAGCGGACCUGUGGAAGACUUUGUGUCCCUAGCGAUGGUUGGUGGCCACCUGGAGUUCCGCUAUGAGUUAGGGUCAGGUCUGGCUGUCCUGCGGAGCCAUGAGCCACUGGCUUUAGGACGCUGGCACCGGGUGUCUGCCGAACGUCUGAACAAAGAUGGCACCCUGCGGGUGGAUGGAGGGCGCCCUGUGUUACGCUCUUCACCAGGAAAGAGCCAGGGCCUCAACCUGCACACCCUGCUCUACCUGGGUGGUGUGGAGCCCUCUGUACAGCUGUCCCCAGCCACCAAUAUGAGUGCUCACUUCCGUGGCUGUGUGGGUGAGGUGUCUGUGAAUGGCAAGCGGUUGGACCUCACCUAUAGCUUCCUGGGCAGCCAGGGUGUGGGCCAGUGCUAUGACAGCUCCCCGUGCGAGCGCCAGCCCUGCCGGAAUGGCGCCACGUGCAUGCCCGCGGGUGAAUAUGAGUUCCAGUGCCUUUGUCAAGAUGGCUUCAAAGGAGACCUUUGUGAACAUGAGGAGAACCCUUGCCAGCUCCAGGAACCUUGUCUGAAUGGUGGCACCUGCCGGGGUGCCCGUUGCCUCUGUCUGCCUGGCUUCUCUGGUCCACGCUGUCAACAAGGCGCUGGAUAUGGCAUAGUGGAGUCAGACUGGCACCCUGAAGGCAGUGGGGGCAAUGAUGCCCCUGGGCAGUAUGGAGCCUACUUUCAUGACAACGGCUUCCUGGGUCUCCCUGGCAACAGCUUCUCAAGGAGCCUGCCUGAAGUACCCGAGACCAUUGAAUUCGAGGUUCGGACCAGCACAGCCAAUGGCCUCCUGCUCUGGCAGGGUGUGGUGAGAGAGGCCAGCCGCAGCAAGGACUUCAUUAGCCUUGGACUACAGGAUGGCCAUCUUGUCUUCAUCUACCAACUGGGAAGUGGGGAAGCCCGUCUUGUCUCUGAAGACCCCAUCAAUGACGGCGAGUGGCAUCGGGUAACGGCGCUGCGAGAGGGCCAGAGAGGCUCCAUCCAGGUAGACGGUGAGGAGCUGGUCAUCGGCCGGUCCCCGGGUCCUAACGUGGCAGUCAACACCAAAGACAUCAUCUACAUUGGCGGUGCCCCGGAUGUGGCCACACUGACCAGGGGCAAGUUCUCCUCUGGCAUCACAGGCUGUAUCAAGAAUCUGGUGCUGCACUCGGCCCGGCCUGGAGCCCCACCCCCACAGCCCUUGGACCUGCAGCAUCGUGCCCAGGCAGGAGCCAACACACGUCCCUGCCCCUCAUAGGCACCCGCCUGCCUCUCACGGACUCCUGGGCAGCACCCAGCCUGACAGUGUCGAGUAUAUUAUUAUUAAUAUUAUUAUGACUUUUUGUAAGAGACUGAGGCAAUGCCACGCUUUGCUGCUACCACCCUGGGCUGGACUGGAGGGUGGGUGCACCAGCUCCUCCACACACACGUGGGCAGAGCCCCGAGGCUGGUGGGCAGGACAAGGGGACUGGAAGAGGUUUCCUCAGAAGGCUCCGGGGACUCGGAGUCAGGCAUCGUGACUGGUAGGGCUCAGAACUGUUCCCACUCCUUCCCCUGCUUCAAAGUCGGGCUGGGCGGCCCAUUUCAGCAGUCCUCGUGGACAGUCCCAUGGCUGCGAGUGCCAACCUCAGUCAUCACCUGGUACCUCACUGUCAAACUGAUGAGGGGUGUGGCCAUGGACUGGGCCAAGGUUCUGAGAACAGAAGGCAGCUCACCCCCUCCCCCCACGGCCACAAACCAUCCCAGCCUCCUCCACACCCACCCAGCCAGAGGUCCCUUGUCCCUGGCAGCCUCUCCACUUACCCAGCCCUCCUCCACAUGCAUUCCCCCCCCCCACCCUCACCCCCACACACAGCCCAAGGUCCUGCCCUCAGGAGCUGCAGGGAUUCCAACUCUUUCCCAGAACUGCUAGGCAGAGCCCAGCAAUGAGGUCCCACCACACCAGGCCACACACCCCACUCUUCUGGAGGUGAAGGCCCAGGGUGUGGGGAAGCAGGAAUCAGGAACACUAGUGGCUUGGUGGGGACAGCUGAGACCUCAGCUUGGGAAGGCGAGGAGGGAAUCAUGACAGACCUGCCCAUCUGGGAGCCCGAGGACCCAAGAAAGGAGUAAGCAGGCCCAGACUGUGGCUCUUGGGUCCUAGGGGAAACCCUCUGUGGUCUUUCUCUGAUUUUUUUUUCUUAAUAAACGGUGCUAUCCCCGCUA
This is a messenger RNA of Apodemus sylvaticus (European woodmouse), 14193 nucleotides long. RefSeq names its product heparan sulfate proteoglycan 2 (gene Hspg2). Gene Ontology annotation, biological process: cell-cell adhesion. The record is from RefSeq and is a predicted model, not a curated record. Gene Ontology annotation, cellular component: cell-cell junction. Lineage: Eukaryota; Metazoa; Chordata; Mammalia; Rodentia; Muridae. The coding region runs from base 86 to 13246 and encodes 4386 amino acids. The transcript has 97 exons. Gene Ontology annotation, molecular function: cell adhesion molecule binding; calcium ion binding.